AUGAACUACUUGGGUGUUCCUAUUGUUCUAGGUACUGCUAUGAUUGCUGUCCAUGAUAAGGAUUAUCUGACAGCGUCCCAGAAGCUACAGGACUAUGAGUUUCGCAUAACAGUUACUGACCGCAGGCCUGCUCCCGAGUUGUUGGCAAGGCUCCCAAAUCCGGAUAAGGUCAUGAAAAAAGUCAACAAAAAGUAUGAACGUCUUGAUAAAUCAACAACGUUGUUCGACUAUCCAAUCAACCACCACCUAGCCGGGGGUCUGAAGUUGAAUUUGGUUCCAAAUUCCUUUGCAAAUCUCCCAACACCAGGUGUUGCUGACGACUCGAUGCCCGAUACUGUCGCUACCAAGGAUUACGACAUCUAUGGCAAUAUCUUUGAUCCGCUUGAAGGCACGUUGAUUGAGAGUUUUGCUAAGGGUGUCAUCAGUGAUGAGGGUCGAAUACACGAGGAAGCGUUCGGCCCCUGGGACAGACGUGUCUCAAAGCGACUGGGUUCCAAGAAAGAAAUGCCUGUGGAUAUGAGGGGUAAUAUGUUGCCUGAGUGA
Penicillium concentricum is the source of this 543-nucleotide messenger RNA. RefSeq lists its product as uncharacterized. The transcript is spliced from 2 exons. Bases 1 to 543 code for a protein of 180 amino acids. NCBI's taxonomy places the organism in Eukaryota, Fungi, Ascomycota, Eurotiomycetes, Eurotiales, Aspergillaceae. The record is from RefSeq and is a predicted model, not a curated record.